This is a messenger RNA of Asterias rubens (European starfish), 2826 nucleotides long. Its product is annotated as BTB/POZ domain-containing adapter for CUL3-mediated RhoA degradation protein 3-like. The coding region runs from base 188 to 1099 and encodes 303 amino acids. Gene Ontology annotation, molecular function: ubiquitin-protein transferase activity; protein binding. The record is from RefSeq and is a predicted model, not a curated record. Gene Ontology annotation, biological process: negative regulation of Rho protein signal transduction; protein ubiquitination; protein homooligomerization. NCBI's taxonomy places the organism in Eukaryota, Metazoa, Echinodermata, Asteroidea, Forcipulatida, Asteriidae. Gene Ontology annotation, cellular component: Cul3-RING ubiquitin ligase complex. The transcript is spliced from 5 exons.
UACACACCAAAGAUCGUACAAACACACACAUCCAUACAAACGACGGAGUGUGCAGACAGGUGAAGUGGAAAUCUCGCCCGAGUUUGCUGUUUUAAAAGCAAUCUUGAGCUAUUCUACGUGAAAUAGUUCACACCAAUCCAGAGUUUAGAUAUCAUAGAUCCCCACAACAACCAUUGAUUCCGACGUUAUGUCCGGGGAAGCGGGUACGACUGGGACAAGUACCCGGGCGUCUGCCGCGGCGAGCGGGCCAACCUCGGCGGUGAAAAUACGAGGCUCGCCCAGCAAGUACGUCAAGCUGAACGUCGGUGGUGCGCUGUUUUACACGACCAUCGACACACUCACAAAACAAGACAACAUGCUUAGGGCAAUGUUUAGUGGACGGAUGGAAGUGCUUACUGAUUCAGAAGGCUGGAUCCUCAUAGAUAGAUGUGGUAAACACUUCAACAUAAUUCUCAACUACCUCAGGGAUGGCCAGAUACCGUUGCCAGAGUUACAGAGUGAAAUUGAAGAGCUUCACAAUGAAGCCAAGUAUUAUUUGAUACAAGGACUCGUAGACCAGUGUCAGAAGGUGCUAAAGAAAAAGCAAGAUGAAUAUUUUCCAGUUUGUCGCAUUCCUGUUAUAACCUCACAGAGAGAGGCGCAGUUGCUUAUAAGCAGUUCCUCUAAGCCCAUCGUAAAACUCCUGUACAAUAGACAAAACAACAAGUAUUCUUACACAAGCAACUCUGACGACAACAUACUAAAAAACAUUGAGAUGUUCGACAAGCUGUCUGUACGUUUCAACGGGCGCGUUAUCUUCGUCAAGGACGUUAUCGGUGGCAACGAGGAGAUUUGCUGUUGGUCAUUCUACGGACACUCAAGAAAAGUCGGAGAGAUCAGCUGCACCUCCAUCAUGUAUACCAGUGAGAAGAAGCAGACAAAGGUUGAGUUUCCCGAGGCUCGUAUCUUAGAGGAGACGUUAAACAUUCUACUGUACGAGAGACUGGAUAGCCAAGACGCCGAGGCACUGCACAACAUCGGCACCAAGCUGGGAUCCUUCGCAGCUGCAGCAGCCUGCCACAGCGACGAAGAGGAUGACCAUAGAGUCCGGAAGACAUGAGGAGGGCUCGGCUGCCGGAACAACUCAGAAAAAGAGUGAGCUGUUUCUGAUCUGGGCCCAAUUUCAUGGUGCUACUUGAGUAGAAAAUCUUGUGUAGUAGUUAUCUGCUAAGCAGAAAUGAGCAGGAUACCAGUCACAAAUUGUACAUGUGACAUGGUAGUGCAGCUGGUAAUUUAUUUCUGGUAAGCAUAAUUUUGUUUAAGCAGCUCCAUGAAAUUUGGCCCCGGGAACGUUCUUGAGGAUACAGUUCCUACAUUAAUUCCAAACUAAUUACACAUUGUAUUCUUAAUGUUGUAUUGAGAUGAUGCUUUGUACGGCAAUGCUUUUUAUAUUUUAUACUCGACACCGACGUUGGAUGGGAGCUGUUUUCUUUUGUAAGUAUAGACCCAAAACAUAGAUAGAAAACAUGGCGACCAUUUUUUAUCAGUUAUGGGGUCACGUCAUUUUCAAAAAGGUACGGUGCAUAUUGGUGGAUAUUGCAUCAACAUAAAAGUUUGCCUCCGAAACAAAGGCAACAGUAGGUUACAAAUCAUUAACAGUGUAGUGUAUAGAUUUGUGUACCUCUUUAUUAGAUGCAUUCUAUAUAUGCGAGAAAUAAUUUAAUGGCCGGACUUUUUAUUCUGGCAGAGGCCAUCUUUAUAUUAUUCCAUAUUGGAAUUUAUAUCAAAGUCCACAAUGCAGUAUCAUAAUUUUCUCCUACUUUAAGUCACAGAAUAUAUAACAACGAAAAAGUUAAAGAUUUGUUUUCAUGGUGCCGGAUUGAUGUGAGAUUUUUGUUACAAUGCGCUGCAUUGGUAAUCUAGAAGUGUAAUCUAUCAGCUUGAAAGUGGACUAGAAUUUCCUCCUUGUGAGAGGGCAAGAACAUUUCAUCGUUUUCAUUUGGCACUUUCAUUGGAAACACACUUAAAGUCUGUGGGAAUCUGUUGAAGGGGCGCCAAGGCCAAACCAGGGCAAACACCCAUGUUUGAAAGAUUUGUCUGUAGGAUCAAGUUUGAAGGAAUGUAAACCAGUAAUCUCUAAGGAUUAAAACUAAUCAAUUCGUUUUGAAGGGGUAAUGUUGCCAUAACACUGAAGAAGAAAAAUGACAUCCCAAUUCCUGACAUAACUUACAACAACUUAAAACGUCAAUGUUUUUUAAACACUUGAUCCUUUCAUAAAUGGAUAUUGAUAACACAUAAUGUAAUUUUUUUCUAAAAAGAAACUGGGGAAUUUGUUUUAAUUGCACAACUGCAUUUUGUCAUUUGUGUGAUCUGUGUUUUUAGUGAAAUGUCAUUCUUGUUGUAUGUACAUUUAGUUCACCUCUGGAAGUAGAUAAUGCACUCUGUUUUGAUUUCCUUGUUGUGUUGUAUUUUGUACGAUAUUGUUUCAAAGAUGCUUUGUUGUACUCGUGGGUCAUUGAAACUAUUGAGGAAAAGCCACGUUGGCGUUUGGUUUUCGGUUUAACUGUGAAACACCAUUCAAGGAAAAAGAUACCCAUGUUCAGGAAACAUUUCUGAGAACUGAAAUGUAAAUUAUAGUUAUGUUUUGUAUACACAUAAUACUGUCACCACUUUAUUUGGCCAUCUUUGUCAGGUUCUCUCUGUUCGUUAAUGUUUACAGUGUUGUUAAUCAAGUUUUGGUCAGACUAUAUUUCAGCCUCAGUUUGAGGCAUAGAUUUGUAUCAUAGAGUUAUAUAUAACAACUAGAGGGCGCACUGGUGAUGCUUCUUGCACAAACGCGACGGGACC